Messenger RNA from Erigeron canadensis, 681 nucleotides. RefSeq names its product F-box protein At5g03100-like. NCBI's taxonomy places the organism in Eukaryota, Viridiplantae, Streptophyta, Magnoliopsida, Asterales, Asteraceae. The record is from RefSeq and is a predicted model, not a curated record. Bases 1 to 681 code for a protein of 226 amino acids. The transcript is spliced from 2 exons.
AUGUAUCUGAGAUAUGUGGAAGAUGAAGAUCAGUUCUCAAUCGCUGUUCAAUCAUUUUAUUUGAAUUCACAUUUCACAAAUAUUGAAUUAGGUUUCUGUCUUCUUCAUCCAACUGUUUCUAUAAGAUGGAGCAACCUUAGGCAUUUAACUAUUGAAAAUUCAGAAUUAGAUGAAAAUUUGAUUGCUAAUAUUAUGUUUGGAAGCCCUUUGUUAAACAGUUUGACGUUACGUUCUUGUAUUGGUAAAUUGCUUGAUAUUAGCUGCACUAGUGUUAAGAAAUUGGUUUUAGAUGGCUAUAUUGUUGAAGACGAUCGAUCGUAUCUUACUAUCAAUGCUCCUUUUAUAUCAUCAUUAAAAAUAAUUGGUAGUUUGUGGAUCUCAAAUAUAUUGUUACAAGAUGUAUCUUGUAUACUCGAAGCGGAAUUAGGUUAUGUUUUGCCACGUUUUUUUCCGAUGGCUCGCAAGCAUGAUGAAGAAGAGUUGCUUAAAAUGCUUCUAAUAAAACUACAACAUGUGAAACAUGUCAGAAUAGGUGUUUCUUGUUAUGCGGCUCUGUCUCGUUUGGAAGUCAAAGGAUUUGUUUUACCAUCAAAUUUGAUUGGUGUAGAUGUUUCUUCACCUAAUUACAUUCAUAAUGAAUUAUCUGAUAACGAGUUAGUUGAACAUAUAGAUUUUCACUGA